This is a messenger RNA of Dovyalis caffra, 1338 nucleotides long. The record is from the annotation of a GenBank genome assembly. Lineage: Eukaryota; Viridiplantae; Streptophyta; Magnoliopsida; Malpighiales; Salicaceae.
AUGUCGAUACAAAUGGAUCCGACGAAGAAGCGUAAGCUCGAUGAAAACGGCAUCGUAUCAUCCACCACCGACGUAGACUCUCUCUACAAACUGACCCCUCAAGACGCCCGCAAGAUGAUGGAACGCUUCACACCAGACCAACUCCUCGAUAUUCUUCAAAACGCCCUCGUCCGCCACCCAGACGUCCUUGAUGCCGUACGAUCCAUCGCAGACCCCGAUGCCACGCAACGGAAGCUCUUUAUCCGCGGCCUUGGCUGGGAAACAACAACGGAAAAUCUUCGUAAUCUCUUCUCUACUUACGGCGAAUUAGAAGAAGCGGUUGUAAUCCUCGAUAAAAACACCGGAAAGUCGAAAGGUUACGGCUUUGUUAUCUAUAAGCAUGUGGAUGGUGCGUUAUUGGCUUUGAAAGAGCCUAGUAAGAAAAUUGAUGGGCGCGUGACAGUCACUCAGUUAGCGAUAGCAGGGAAUUCUGGUGCCAAUAAUAACAAUUCCGCCGCGAAUCCUGGCGUUGCUGAUGUAGCAAUGCGGAAGAUUUAUGUAGCUAAUGUACCGUAUGAAAUGCCGGCCGAUAAGUUGUUGAAUCUUUUUGCGCAGUAUGGGGAGAUCGAGGAAGGUCCGUUAGGUUUUGAUAAGCAGACAGGGAAAUCAAAAGGGUUUGCGCUUUUCGUUUAUAAGACGGCAGAAGGAGCGCAGGCAGCUUUAUUAGAGCCGGUGAAGAUGAUUGAAGGGAGGCAGUUGAACUGUAAGUUAGCAAUCGAUGGCAAAAGAGGGAGGCAGCCUGGUGGUGGCCCAGGACAGGGGCAAGAUGGAUUGCAAGGACAAGUGCCGGGUGGGAAUGUGCAUGGAGAUGGUGGAUUGGGGAUGGUGCCGCAGACAGGUUAUGCUGGGCCAGGUGGAUAUGGUUCUUAUGGUGGUGGGUUUUCCAGUGGUGUGCCGCCAAUGGGUGGUCAUCAGCAGCAGCACCAUCAUCCUGCUGCUCCUUUGAAUACUUCAAUGGUUGGGCCAGGGUUGGGGUCUCAGGGGGUAAGUAGUUUGAGUGGUACUGGGGGUAGUGGUUAUGGUGCACCUUACGGUGGGUAUGGUGGACCAGGUUCUACAGGAUAUGGUGGGUUAGGUGCUGCUGGUGGUGCUGCCGGUGUUGGUGCUUCUGGCAGUGCUUCUUCAUUGUAUAGGUUGCCGCCGACUUCAGUUGGAAUGCCUACUGGUGGAUAUCCAGAACCUGGGCAGUAUAGCUUGUCAUCAUCAAAUGCUUCAUUUCCAACUCAGCAUCAGGGAGCAUCCCCUGUUCCAAGGGUUCCACCUGGGGGAAUGUAUCCAAAUUUGCCUCCUUACUAUUAA